Messenger RNA from Culicoides brevitarsis, 2097 nucleotides. RefSeq names its product GTPase-GDP dissociation stimulator vimar (gene vimar). The coding region runs from base 61 to 1920 and encodes 619 amino acids. The record is from RefSeq and is a predicted model, not a curated record. The transcript is spliced from 2 exons. Gene Ontology annotation, cellular component: cytosol. Gene Ontology annotation, molecular function: protein binding; guanyl-nucleotide exchange factor activity. Gene Ontology annotation, biological process: positive regulation of GTPase activity. Lineage: Eukaryota; Metazoa; Arthropoda; Insecta; Diptera; Ceratopogonidae.
CAAACAUCAACACUACAACACGGGAAUUUAUUUUUAAAAUUUGGCUAUUUAAACCAGAGCAUGUCGGAUACGGACAAAGACACCAUCGACACGUUCGAGGAACUGAGCCGGGUAGCGAAUGACUCACCACCAGGAAACGUUUCACAAGUGCUGGAGAAAAUCCAAGCGAUAAGCGCACAAAAAUUCGACGAAAUCGAGUGUACGGCAGUGUUCACGAAACUGCUGAAGGACGGCGGAGGCGAUGACACUUCAAAGGUCACUCUGUGCAAAACAAUUGCGGAAAUCACGAAAAACAACAAACAACGCGAAAGUUUCUCGAACGAGACAAUCGUUGCGGAAUUGCUAAAAAUCCUUGAACGGAAUUGCGACGGCAAGAAUUUGGCAUUGACGAUCCAGGUGUGUCGUGCUUUGGGAAAUUUGUGUUACGAGAAUCAAAAGGCCCGUUUGCUAAUUAGUCCCAAAGUUGGGGUGCUCUUCAACUUACUCGAUGUGAAGAACGAUGGAGUCCCAAAGGAGACAUGGACUCUCUUUAUCAAGACGCGAUGCGGACUAAUUUCGAAUUAUCUGGUGGGAAGUGAAGAAAUUGCCGCACAAGCCGUGCAAAUGAAACUCGUACAAAGAAUUCAGGAAAUUAUGAAGGGAGUCGUGAACAGCGAUACUGUUGAGAAAAAUGAAGAUUUACUGAUAAACAUUCUACCUCCAUUGAGUAUUCUCAAUGAAUUGACGGAAAUUACGUUCGAUGUUCCAAUGGUGCGGUUAUUGGUGCAAAUUUUGGGAAAAUCUGAUAAUCCAGAGCUGGGCGAGAUGUGUCUUGAGUUGUUGCAGUGCCAAGCGGAGAACGAUGACGUCAAAUAUUGUCUGGCGAAAGAAGGUGUUGCCGACACGCUAUUCGAUCUCUUGGAAAAAUUCAAGAAAUCCGGUGCCGGAGACGAAAGUCGUCGUGCUCUCCUCAAACUCGCAUGUGAUUUAAUUGUUCUCAUCCUCAAUGGUGACGAUGCCAUGCAUUAUCUCUACACGACACCGUUUCCCGGUCGCAUCGAAAAGUGGCUCGAUUCUUACGACAUGGAUCUCCUCACGACCGGGGUCCUGGCAAUCGGAAAUUUCGCCCGCACCGAUUCACAUUGCACCGACAUGGUGGAACGGGGCAUCAUGAAAACCCUAAUUGCCAUCUUGGCGAAGAACAAUGGCACGGAAGACGAUAUGCGACUGCAACACGCUUUGCUAAGUGCUUUGCGAAAUCUCGUAAUCCCGAAACCAAACAAGGCAGCUGUCGUUUCGGACGGUCUGGUGGAGACAAUUUUACCGAUGCUCGACAUUCAUCAGCCACCGGUCGUAUUUAAGUUGCUCGGAACGUUGCGCAUGACAAUUGACGGACAAGAGUCACUCGCCAUGGAAUUACUGCAAAACCAAAAACUGAUCGAGCAGCUAAUUGUCUGGAGUAAGACGAUUGAUUAUCAUGCCGGAGUCUCGGCAGAAUCGCUAAGACUCAUUGCCUGGCUGAUUAAACACGCGUACAAGGACAAAACUUCUGACGGCACGAAACUCGAUGACAAAAAUCUGCACAAAUUCAUCCAGAUCCCGGACGCUGUCAAUUCGCUCGUUACGAUGCUUAGCAGCUCGCAUGUCGUGAUGCAAAAUGAAGCUUUAAUCGCCUUGUGUAUCUUGUCCGUGACGUGUUUGCGCAACGCUUCGGAAGGCGUCCAGCUGGAUGACAUCCUUAUCGAGUCGCAUAUCGGUGACAAAAUCUCCAACUUUAUUACACGCAAUGCGGAUACGAUGACGAAGGAAAUUGUCGAGAACCUUCGGACGCUACUGGCACAUUUGAGACACUCCGAGAAGCUGCUGAGUCAUUUGAACGAGUUCAAUUUGGACGAAUUGAUUAAGGCAAUUCCUAGUCUUAAAGAAUAUUGUACGCUUUAAAAAAAUGAAAUUUUAAACGAAAUUAACACAAAAGUAUUUAAAAAACGAGUCUUGUGAGCAAAGAAUGCAUUUAUCUAUAAAGCUAUUAAUUUUUUUACCUUCUAACUUUAAUAACAUUUGUAUUUUGUAAGAAAUAAGAAAAAAUAUCUAGAAAAGUUGCAAUAAAUUAAUAAUUCU